Messenger RNA from Oncorhynchus gorbuscha (pink salmon), 1654 nucleotides. RefSeq lists its product as uncharacterized. Lineage: Eukaryota; Metazoa; Chordata; Actinopteri; Salmoniformes; Salmonidae. The transcript is spliced from 5 exons. Bases 134 to 595 code for a protein of 153 amino acids. The record is from RefSeq and is a predicted model, not a curated record.
CCUCCAAACCCCCCCUCCAGACCCCAGUCCCCCCGUCCUCAGCGCCCGCUCAGCCAAGCCCAGCUCCAUAGGCUACCCCCUGGUCAGCCCCAAACUUAGCCCUCUGCUCACCCGGAAACCAACCUCUCUCACCAUGACGACUGGUCACAGAACUCAUUCUCCCAGCAACCCCGGCAGCAGAACUACAACUCCUAGAACCCCCAGCAGCAGGCCCAUGACCCCCAACAGCCUGCUGACCUCCAGGUCGGCCAUGACGGCCGUGACCCCAGGGGUUGGAGGUCACGGGGGUCAUAAGGAGGUGACGUUCAGGAGGUCGAGGAGCAGACCGGUGACCCCCACCAGUCAGCCGACCCGACCCAGGCCCCUGCUCACCCCUCCUGGGCUGAGUACAACAGAUAGUCUGGGCAAGGCCUCCAGCCUCAGGGCCUAUCUGUCAGAGGAUGAGUUCUACCAGCAGCUGCAGGCCAUCAGACAGCCAUGGCACAUUCCCAGUGACACAGAGAGUGACCUUCUGGAACCACCUGAGCAGGACAAGUGUGGGGUACGAGAUGCCAAUAAGAGAUCCGUGUUCUCAGACCCUCCAGUUAGUCCUUAGAUUGGAAGACGUACCGGCUCUGCAAUGCGAUUGGUGGACAUCGGCCAUUUUGGAGAGCGAGAGGGCCUAUAGUGAUGAAGACCAGAGAGAGAGACAUUGAUCCAAUCAAAUAAUUAUGCAAACCACUGGGUAUUUUCAAUAUUGUGUACAGAGACCAUUAUUUUUUAUAAUUCACUCAGUGAGGAAUAUAAAAAAAGAUUGUAUACUUUUUCCACAGAGGUUGAUAUUUCUGAGACCAUGUAGCACCAAGAUGUGUGAACUAUUGUCAAAAAUAGGACAACUUUAGAGUAUGAAGUAUGAAAUAUAACUGAAUAUUUCUUUUUGCUUGCUAUUUUAGCAUGCUUACGUCUUUAAAGGAGUUGAAAGAAAAAAAAGCAUUUUGUUGUUAAAACAUUUUUUUCUUGAAUCUAGAAGCAUACUUUGAAACAGUAGCACAUGUACUGUACUGUACUGUAUAGAGCCAAUCUCUGGAUAGGCACUUAAGGGCUGGUUUUUAAAGUGGAAUGGCUUUCAAGGGAAUAAAAUAAUGGAGCAGAUAUUCACCUUGAAUUGAAGAUUAUUUUCCCCCUCACUACAUUCUGUAGCCUGAUCCCAGAUCUGUUUUUAUUUUAAACCUAAAGCUCCAUUGUUUAAAAAAACAGGAGCUGGUAUGCAGGCUUUCGUACAGAUACUCACCUUGAUUUGAAAAGGAUAUCUUUCCUUCUUUUGCACCAAAUUUAGUUCAUUCUAAAUUCUGUUCAUUCUAAAUUCUGUUAAUAACUUGAAGAGUGUUUCUUCAUCACACCAUGGGUCUGUUCAGGAGACUGCGACAUAAGAACUUGCCCCUGGUAAGGGAAGCCUGGAAUCCCGAUUCCUCCUUCCGGGAUUUCUUGGGAAAACCUAGACAUUUUGGGAAAGGUAACAAUCCUGGUCUACACUGUUAUGUUGAUCUACGACUGUUCCUUUUGUAGCUAUGAGUUUUGUUAUACUUCUGUUGACAUGCAAAUACUUACAAAAUGGAUAAAAGAUUGUUUCUUUUUUAUGUACUGACUGAACCAUUGAAUAAAAACCUGGAAGUGA